CGGCUCUUAUAAACAAAUCUAUUUAUUGCUUGGAUUACAACUGAUAUGCCCCAACAUGUAUCCUGUUAGCUCACAAAAGAGAUCCUGGACUUUUGCCAAUGAGGGGCAGUUGAUGGCAUUCCGCGUGGAGCAAAACCACAAGUACAUCGAGGAACAUGAGGAGGAGGUACAAGGAGGUGACUUGGAAGAGUACUUCUUGACACCGGCCGAGGAGCGCCUGUUGCUAAAGCAAUAUGAAAUAUACCUUUUCGAUUUCUGCCGUCGGUUUGAGCCGCAAAUGCCGAAGUGCGUGGUGGGCACAGCAUUUCACUAUUUCAAGCGGUUCUACCUUAACAACACACCGAUGGACUAUCAUCCCAAGGAGAUUCUAGCCACCUGCGUGUUUGUGGCCUGCAAAGUGGAAGAGUUUAACGUGUCCAUUAAUCAGUUUGUUAACAACAUCAAGGGCGAUCGCAACAAAGCCACAGACAUUGUCCUGUCCAAUGAAUUGCUACUAAUAGGACAACUCAACUACUACCUCACUAUACACAAUCCGUUCAGACCCAUCGAAGGGUUCCUUAUAGACAUUAAGACUCGAAGCAAUAUGCCAAAUCCGGAUCGCCUACGUCCGCAUAUCGAAACCUUCAUAGAUUCCACUUUCUACACAGACGCCUGCCUGCUGCACACGCCUUCCCAGAUAGGAUUAGCAGCGGUUCUGCAUGCUGCCAGCCGAGAACAGGAGAAUCUCGAUAGCUACGUCACUGAUCUUCUAUUUGUAGAUGCUCGGGAUAAGCUACCCGGUCUAAUUGAUGCCGUGAGAAAGAUUCGUAUAUUAGUGAAGCAAUACCAACAGCCUGAUCGAGAUCAAGUCAAAGCUAUUGAAAGAAAAUUAGAUAAGUGCCGCAAUCAGGCCAACAACCCGGAUAGUGAACUCUAUAAGGAGCGUCUACGUCGUUUGUACACCGAUGAGGAUGAUAUGCCCGCCGAAGAUGCUUCAUUCCACAUUGCCGAUGUGAGUUCCGAUACAUCCGCCAUGAAUAUAAGUCAGUAGACUAUCAAA
Drosophila bipectinata is the source of this 1039-nucleotide messenger RNA. It is a transcript of the gene CycH, whose product is annotated as cyclin H. Gene Ontology annotation, cellular component: nucleus; transcription factor TFIIK complex. NCBI's taxonomy places the organism in Eukaryota, Metazoa, Arthropoda, Insecta, Diptera, Drosophilidae. The record is from RefSeq and is a predicted model, not a curated record. Gene Ontology annotation, molecular function: cyclin-dependent protein serine/threonine kinase regulator activity. Gene Ontology annotation, biological process: DNA-templated transcription; regulation of cyclin-dependent protein serine/threonine kinase activity; regulation of transcription by RNA polymerase II.